GUCACAGCCUGACCGACCUUUGUGUUACCCGACCUGACCGAAUCCGCUCCCCAUUAAACCUCCCAAAGACUUUGGGCAUGGCGAAGAGGGUGUGGAUAAUUUUCAUCCACUCUUAUGCGUUCGCUCUCUUUAAGGGAGCGGCAGAGAUUCUCUCGGUGCUCACCCUUUUCAUCUUUCCCGUCGUAAGGCAACGAUGAUGGCCCAAGCAGCCCAUCACUACCAUCAUCACGUCCGUUCAUUCUCACCAUCAACCAUAAUCAACCCCACCAUCCAAACCCCACCUCUUCAAAUCACCAAAUUCCCUCCAAAUCCCACAAACCAAAUUCCCUCUCUCCAACAAACAUGCAAGCAUUCAACCCUCAAGCAAGCCUUCGUCUCCUUCAACACCACCCAUCAUCAAAAACCUCUUCAACUCCCUUUUAAAGUAGUGGAAGAAGCUUACUCCUCUGUCCUUGAGCUUUGUGCCGCACAAAAGGCAUUAGCCCAGGGCCAGCAAAUCCAUGCCCAUAUCCUCAAAUCCAAUCCCGCCCUCGAUCGCGUCUUCUUGUGGACGAAGCUCGUCUUCAUGUAUGGCAAAUGUGGGUCCCUUUCUGAUGCCCACCAACUGUUUGAUGAAAUGCCCCACAGAACUGUUUUUGCAUGGAAUGCACUAAUUGGUGCAUAUGCUUCAUAUGGGGGAGCUUCUGAAGCGAUUGAAUUGUAUCAUGUGAUGCGGGUGUCGGGAAUUCCCUUUGAUGCUUGCACUUUGACUUCAGUACUGAAAGCCUGUGGCGGAGCAAAAGAUCUUGGUUGUGGGACUGAGAUUCACGGCCUAGCAAUCAAAUGCGGGUUUGUUUCAUUUGUUUUUGUGGUUAACUCUCUGGUGACUAUGUAUGCAAAGUGCGAUGACUUUGAGAAGGCAAGGAUGCUAUUUGACAUGAUGCCUGAGAGGUGGGACGUCGUGUCAUGGAAUUCUAUCAUAUCUGCGCACUCACAGAAUGGGCAGUUUUUGGAGGCCUUGAGGCUGUUUAGAGAAAUGCAGGGUGUUGGGAUUGCCAUGAACUCAUAUACCGCUGUGGGUGUUCUUCAAGUUUGCACGGAACUGGCAUUUUCAAAAUCUGGUAUGGAGAUCCAUGCCACCCUUUUGAAAUCUGGACGUGAACUUAGUGUUUUUGAAUCCAAUGCGUUGAUUGUUAUGUAUGCAAGUUGUGGUCGAAUGCAUGAUGCUUCUCGCGUGUUUCAUGCACUGGAUGAGAAAGACAGCAUUUCAUGGAAUUCGAUGCUUUCAGGCUAUGUUCAGAACGGAUUUUGUGAUGAAGCUCUUGGAUUUUUCUAUGAAAUGCAGGGAGUGUAUCAAAAACCUGAUCAGGUCUCAGUCAUAAGCAUUGCUUCCGCAUUGGGUCGGUUACGGAACCUGUUGAAGGGAAUGGAGUUACACGCUUAUGCAAUAAAAUGUGGGUUUGAUUCGGAUUUGCAGGUUGGAAACACACUCGUGGACAUGUAUACUAAAUGUUGCUAUGUACACUAUGCGAAUCGUGUUUUCCGUAAAAUGCCCAGCAAAGAUUUCAUAUCUUGGACUACAAUUAUAGCUGGUUAUGCACAGAAUCAUUGUUAUUUGGAGGCAUUGGAUUUGUUUAGAGAAGUGGAGAUGGAGGGGAUGAAAGUGGACCCCAUGAUGAUUGGUAGCAUACUACUUGCUUGCAGCGGUUUGAAGUGCAUUUCUUACGCAAAGCAAAUUCACGGUUAUAUCAUUAGGAAUGGGUUGUUUGAUCUUGUUCUAGAGAAUGCAAUUGUGGAUAUAUACGGAGGAUGUGGUGAGGUUGAGUAUGCUUUUCGAUUAUUUGAAAUGAUAAAGAAUAAAGAUGUUGUGUCUUGGACAAGCAUGAUAUCGAGUUUUGUUCGGAAUGGACUUGCAAAUGAGGCCCUUGAUUUGUUCCGUGAUAUGAUAGAGGCCAGUGUUGAACCUGAUAUGGUGGCCCUAGUGAGUGUACUCUCAGCUGCUGCCAGAUUAUCUGCUCUGAGGAAAGGAAGAGAAAUUCAUGGAUUCCUUGUUAGAAAGGGAUUCUUCAUGGACGGAUCUAUGGGCAGUUCUCUUGUGGAUACAUAUGCAAGGUGUGGAACUGUAGAUGAUUCUUAUAAAAUUUUUGAUACGAUUAGAUGUAAUGAUUUGGUUUUAUGGACUAGUAUGAUCAGUGCCUUUGGGAUGCAUGGUCGUGGCAAGGAAGCAAUCGAUUUGUAUAGACGAAUGCAGAAAACCAGUUUGAUACCUGAUCAUGUUACCUUCUUGGCGCUUCUCUAUGCUUGCAGUCAUUCAGGAUUGAUCGAUGAAGGGAAAAGAUAUUUAGAGGUCAUGAGAAAUGAGUAUCUUUUAGAGCCAUGGCCGGAGCACUAUGCUUGUGUGGUCGAUCUUCUUGGUCGUUCUGAUCGUUUGGAUGAAGCAUAUGAGUUUGUAAAGGGGAUGACGAUUGAACCAACAGCUGCAGUAUGGUGUGCCCUCCUUGGGGCUUGUCGGGUGCACUCCAAUAAUGAACUAGGACAAGUUGCAGCACGUAAGCUUCUCGAAUUAGAACCUGAAAAUCCUGGAAAUUAUGUGCUUGUAUCAAAUGUUUUUGCUGCCGCACACAGAUGGAAAGACGUCGAAGAGGUGAGGAUGAGAAUGAAGUCAAAGGGAUUGAAGAAGAGUCCUGCAUGUAGUUGGAUUGAGGUGGGAAAUAAGGUGCACUCAUUCAUUGCAAGGGACAGAUCUCACUCAUGGACGGUGGCAAUUUAUUCAGAAUUGAGUCGGAUAACGGAUAGAUUGGAAAAGGAAGGUGGCUAUGUUGCUGAGACUAAACAUGUUUUGCAUGACGUAGGAGAAGAGGAAAAGCAAAAGAUGUUGUAUGGGCAUAGCGAGAGACUUGCUAUCGCAUUUGGUUUGAUUGCCACCAUUAAAGGAACUCCCAUUCGUAUCACCAAGAACCUCCGUGUUUGCAGUGAUUGCCAUCGAUUUACCAAGCUCGUAUCAAAAUUGUUCGAACGUGAAAUUGUGGUGAGGGAUAGUAGUAGAUUCCAUCAUUUUCAGGGCGGGUUCUGUUCUUGUGGAGAUUUCUGGUGAAUUAUGAGGAGACAAUGUUUUCUUAAGGCUGAACAUUCAAUCCAACUCAAUUGCAACCAUCCAAUUCAACAAAGAGCAAGGGACCAAAGUGGAGCAGGCUAGCCCCGCGCCAGAGGAACUAGCACCACCGAAAUUGCCAUUACCAUCUCUUUGAGUCCAACUUGAAAAGCACAGAAACAAACAUGGUUUUAAGGUUUUGAUUGCUGUCGUGAAUUGAAAUGCCAAACGACGCCCACCUCCGCCUGCCAGCCCACUCGCCGGAUUCUGAUGAAUUGCAUAUUAGUUAAAUGGAGCAUCCACACACGCCUUAAAAGUUUGAAAUUACAGUUCUGCCACCGACAUGGGCGUGCAGUAUUUGAGCAUCAUGGGCCAAAAGGGAAAAUGCUAUAUUAUCUGAGCUGCUUUUGGAUCGAAAUGGUUUGGCUGAACCUAGUGGAAUUGGAUUGUGGGUGGUUGAAUUCGAAAACUAUUGUUCCUUUGGAAGAACAGAUGAGGACUUUGCUAAGCACUCUGCUGUGAGGCCGGAGAUAUGGAUGAAAUGUAUCCCCGUCCAUGGCAGGAAUCGAGCCAAUCGCUACCAUGGAAGUCUUUACGGAAUGAAUCUGCGGUAGUUAGUCAUCGCUCUGUGAAGGAGUGGGUGAAUAAGCAUCCUGCAAAGGCAUUCAGGCAGGGGAGGUGGCACUAAGCACACCCCUGGCUAGGCGUACUAUCGUCGAUCCACCAGCCUCGGUUAACGAUGUAUUUGCCUGAGUUUUGAGCCGUCAAACCGGCCUCAAUUGGAUAGGAAGAAGGCUAUUGUCGCACCAGCUAAGUCAUAAAUGUAGUGGAGCUAAUUGACACUCCGGCAUGGUAUGACACUUGAUGUGCAGGCUCUCAGUGGCAUACUUAAAUUAAACAGACAAAAGUGCUAA
Messenger RNA from Magnolia sinica, 3984 nucleotides. Its product is annotated as pentatricopeptide repeat-containing protein At3g63370, chloroplastic. Gene Ontology annotation, molecular function: protein binding; zinc ion binding; RNA binding. The coding region runs from base 194 to 3073 and encodes 959 amino acids. Gene Ontology annotation, biological process: RNA modification. NCBI's taxonomy places the organism in Eukaryota, Viridiplantae, Streptophyta, Magnoliopsida, Magnoliales, Magnoliaceae. The transcript has a single exon. The record is from RefSeq and is a predicted model, not a curated record.